AUGGGCUGCCUCCACAUAGCGCUCGUCGCCAUCGCCGCCGCGUCGUGCCGCGCCGCCAGCCUGGACGCGGCGACCCUCGAGCGCUGCGCGGCGUCGCCGAAGGGCGCGGGCGGCGACGUGCUCCUCGUCACGGGCGUCGUCGCCGCGCGGCGCUACGCCAACGGCACGUCGUCGUCGCCGCGCGCCAGGUUCUGGCGGGCCGUGGCGAACGCGGGCGCGAAGGGCCCGCUCGCGGGCGCCGUGCUCGACGCCGCGGCGGCGCAGGCGUCGAGCGUGGGCCUCGAGGCCGCCGUCGCGGACGCCGCGGCCGCGGCCGCGGCGAGCCGACCCGGCGGCCGGCUCCCGGGCGCGUCCGUCGUCGUCACCGUCGACGGCGGCGAGACGGCCGCGCACGUCACCGCCGGCGAGGACGCGACGGCCGCCGCGGCGCGCUUCGUCAAGUUCUGGCAAUUGGACGGCGCCGCGACGCCGGCGCUCGCGGCCGCGCUCUCCGCGGCGCGCGCCGAGGAGACGGCGCGCCUCGAGGCCGACGCGGCCGCGGCGCGCGCCGCGCGGGACGCGGCGGCGGCGACGAGCGUCGAGGGCGCGGCCUGGUCACCGGCGGCCCUCGCCGAGUUCCUGCGGCUCGCGGCCGCGGCCGUCGCCGCGGGCGGCGCGCGCGCGGCGGCCGCGGACCGCGUCCGCGCCGCGGCGGCCGGCGCGGGCGGCGCCCUGCGGCUCCUGGAGCGGGGCCCCGUCGCGGACCUCGCGCGCGCGCGGCGCGCCUUCGCCGACGCGUCGCGGCGGCUCCGGCGCGACGAGUUCUCCGCGGCGGACGCGAGCCGCGCGCGGCACCAGGCGCAAUACGCCUACGACGUCCUCAACACGACGGCCGCCCUCAAGAAGCGCGACGACGCCGUCGCGGCCAUGCAAAAGGCCGAGGACCGCGCGCGGGACGCGCGGCGCGCGGCCGCGGGCGUCGAGCCCGUGUCCGCCGUCCAUCGCGCGCGCGAGGACGCGGUCCACGGCAUGCUCGCGCGCGCGCGGCGCGACCGCGAGGCCCAGGAACGGGCCGUCGCCGCCGCGGCGCGGUCCGUCUUCGUCGGCCUCUGCGAGGCGUCGCCGGAGCGCCCGGACCUGCGGUGCGACGCCGACGACCGCAAGUGGCUCGACGGCAAGCUCGCCGUCGCCGGGUCCGCCUAUUUGGCGGACGCGGCGCCCUUCGCGCACCGCGCGGCCGUCGCCGCGGAGGAGCUCGCCGAGGCCGAGGCGUCCUUCGACGCCGUGGACCGGCGCUUCGAGCGCCUGCCGCGCCUCGACCGCAAGGAGACGUUCGGGUUGCGGGGGCUCGUGGCGCCCUUUGUGUACGGGCGGCCGGACCACGCGACGACGGACUGCAAGGACUGCCGCAAGGGGCUCGCCGAGGCCGCGUCGAAGCUGAACAAGGCGCUCCUCCUCGACAAGGACGGCGGCCGCGUCGCGGACGACUUCGUGCGAACGGCGACAAGCAAGGCGACGACGUACUUCUCCACCUACGGCGCCGUCGACUGGAACCACAAGGACAUCCUGGAGAACCCGUCGAAGCGCAACGCCGCCGUGGCCCGCGCGUUCAAGGACGGCGCGUGCCGCGUCAAGGGCGACGCGUCUUCGACCGUCGGCCGGAAGCGCGUCGACAAGCUGUGCGCGCCCUGGUCCGCGCUCAAGCACGAGAUGCGGAGCGCGCUCCGCCGGCUCCGGGGCCGCGCCCGGGCGACGACGGCGACGCUCGCGGCGCUCGAGCCCUGGGCCGCGGCCGCGGGCCGCGUCGGGAACGCGUCCGGCGACGCGGCCGUCGUCGCGGCCUACGCGGCCGCGCGCGAGGCCGCGGCCCGCGCGGCGCGGACCGCCGAGUUCGAGCACGAGCGGACCGUCGACGGGUCGCCGGGCUUCGUGCCCGAGAACGGCACGGACGCCUACGGGAACCUGAGCGCGAGCCUCGGCGAGGCCGCGGACCGGCACCGCGCCGUCGCGCAGGCCCUCGCGACGGACCCCGAGGCGCGCGCGCUCGCGAGCCUCGACGCGGCCGUCGCGGAGCUCAACGCGACGCUCGCGCGCGAGGCGGCCCUCGAGGCCGACGCGCGCGCCUACGUCGACGCGCGGCCGUCGGAGAAGCUGCUGAUAGCGGCGCGCGACGCCGAGAACAGGCUCGCGCACCUCGCGGGCGAGGCGAAGAAGGCCGGCUUCGCGCUCCAGGACGCGCUCGCCGCGGCGGCGGCCGCGAACGCGCUCGGCCCGCCGCCGUCGCGCGAGGACGCCGACGCGCUCCGCGAGGCCUACCGGCGCAGCCUCGCGGCCCACGGCGCCGCCGCGGGCGCGCUCGAGGCCGCGGAGGCCGCCGUCGGCGCGGACGUCGCGGCGGACGCGCACGACGCCGUCGCGGCGCUCGCCUUCGCGCUCGACCGGCGCGUCGACGCGCCGUCCGUCGCCGCGGCGCACCGCGCGCGCCAGCUCGCGGCGCUCCUCAAGACGGCCGAGGUCGCCGCGUCCUGCGCGCCGGACGUGCGCGACGGCGCGCCGCCGCCGGGCGCGGGCGCGGGCGCGCGGCUCGUCGCGCGCCGCGCGGCGGGCGUCCUGAGCCUCGCGGCCCCGAACGCCGCGCGGCGCUGGGUCGCCGCGCUGCCCUGCGGCUUCGAGGUCGGGCCGCGCGCGGCCUGGUUCGGCGCCGCGGCGGACGCCGCGCUCGGCCUCGCGGUGCUCCGGGGCGAGGCCCACGUCGUCGCCGGCCCGGCGCCGCGCGGCGCGCUCCGGUUCUGGCCGGGCAGCCCGCCGGACUUCGCGCCGGCGGACGGCGCGUGGCUCCUGCGGCGCGACGGGGGGGCGUAG
Molecule: messenger RNA, 2841 nt
Organism: Aureococcus anophagefferens
Lineage: Eukaryota; Pelagophyceae; Pelagomonadales; Pelagomonadaceae
Exons: 1
Coding region: 1-2841 (946 amino acids)
Source: RefSeq, a predicted model, not a curated record